CAGCAUGAUAGAAGAUCGUCCCCGUACGAUUUCUUGACAAUUGUUUUGAAUAUUCCUCCUGUAGAUGGACACGCCCGACUUAAUGCUCGUCGGACUGUUCAUGGGUCCAGUGCUCUGCUGACCACGCCGUCCUGAUUAAUCCCCGGCGUGCCGAGACGAGCGCCACUUCUUUCGUCCAAUCCCGCAUGGCCUCAAUCGCUGUCGGUGAGCCCAUAUCUACCACCAUGGUCGCGCGGUCUGUAUACAGCGCGCGUCGUCCGAUUAGUGUCCUGCUCAAUGGGUCCUUGUUCUUGAGAUGGUCCACGUACAAAUGCAACUCCAAGUCCGCGACGUGGCUCUCGUCGAAAAGCCCGCGAAAUCGAGCCGCUGCGCUGGGUCCUUGCUGCCGAGGCUACGCCGCGGCCCGUUCCAGCGAAUCAAUCCAGGAAGAGCCAGCUUUUGAGAGCACCGUAGAUGCUGAGCUCAUCCUGGCCGUAAAAGUCCACGACAACUGCCAGGCUGGAGAGGCCUCCCAGCAGGGUCGGCCGCCAAUUGAACGUGUCCCGACGCGAGGUGGUGCCGCAAGUUGACAAACUAAGAACCGCGAUAGCCUUCAUACGAUGGAACGGACCAGACUGCCCAGGGAAGGCGCGCCUGACUGGUUGGCGCAAGUCUUCUACGCAAGUCCAUAUCGGUUUCCAUUCCGUCUUCAUUAAGCCAUGGCCCUUUCAGACCUGGAUUUCCGCGGCCGGGCCGCAACGUGGAUGAACGCCGUGCGGGACCAGCAGGUGCAGAGUUGUCGUGGCGGUCGCUGCGGUUGCGAAAGUUCCCCAAUCAGUGCUUGCAAUGAGUGGGUUCU
Molecule: messenger RNA, 838 nt
Organism: Prorocentrum cordatum
Lineage: Eukaryota; Dinophyceae; Prorocentrales; Prorocentraceae
Source: the annotation of a GenBank genome assembly